CCAAGUCAAUAUUAUAUCCAUCUCUCCCCCACCCUUCAUCAUCCUCACACACACACACACCUUAACAUAAUAUAUAUCUAUCUACCCUUUCUUCUGCCAUUUGUCAGGCUUCAACUCUCUCUCUCUCUCUCUCCAUAUAUGUUUUUUUAGCCUUUUGUUUGCCCCAAACACCCACACGGCCACACCCUACAAGGGGGAGUUCAGAAGACCAAAACAACAAUGAGGAAACCUUGUUGUGACAAAGAAAGCAUCAAUAAAGGUGCUUGGUCCAAGCAAGAAGACCAAAAGCUCAUUGACUACAUCCGAGUUCAUGGUGAAGGAUGUUGGCGUUCCAUCCCUAAAGCUGCUGGCCUUCAUCGUUGUGGCAAAAGCUGUAGACUGAGAUGGUUAAACUACUUAAGACCAGACAUCAAACGUGGAAUUUUUGCCGAAGAUGAAGAAGACCUCAUCAUCAAACUCCAUGCCCUCCUUGGCAACAGGUGGUCACUGAUUGCUGGAAGGUUGCCUGGAAGGACAGACAAUGAGGUGAAGAACUAUUGGAAUUCUCACAUCCGCAGAAAACUCAUAAAAAUGGGAAUUGAUCCAAAUAACCACAAGCCACACCAAAGCUUUUCUCAUCCUCAUGCUUCUGUUGAAGUUGCAUCAACAUCCGAGUCCAUGAGCAAAGACCAAAAAGUCCCUUUCUUAAAAAAAUCCAGUGGUGAUGCGGCCACGGAUAGGAUUUCAUUCACAAAGAGCCUUGAAGAAGAAACAGCAAUUAUUUCAUCACCCCCUUUGAAUCUUGACCUAACAAUUGCUUUACCUUCGCCUAUGAUUGGUGCUGCGGAAGACAAGCCAAUGCAAAAUUCCGAAUCCGCCAAGUCUUGGGACAUAAAUAUAGAUCUCAACUGUUAAUUAGUUAGUAAUUGUUGGCAAGAGAGUUACCAGUAGUGCAUGUUUGUUAAUGACAUAUUAAUUUUGCAGAAAUAAUCAUUUUUUUCAAAGAACUUAUUCAACGAAAAAGCUUGAAAAAAUGUGAUUAUUUCUUUUAAAAUGUGCUUAAUUAAUUAAAUAUACAAAAUGUACUACUAUUUUUCUUC
Cajanus cajan (pigeon pea) is the source of this 1079-nucleotide messenger RNA. Its product is annotated as MYB-like transcription factor 4. The record is from RefSeq and is a predicted model, not a curated record. NCBI's taxonomy places the organism in Eukaryota, Viridiplantae, Streptophyta, Magnoliopsida, Fabales, Fabaceae.